CUGAACUCCCCAAAUGGUGAAUUUUUAUUUGCAAUGGCGAUCUCACGUCUCGUAAUGUGUAAAUAAAUUGCAAAAAUUGCUCAUUUUGGCAUUUACGCGCUUUCGUUUGCGAGUUUUUACGGUAUUUUUGGUUUACCAUGGACAACAAGGGUGGGAAUAGCGAUGAAGAAUAUUCUUCAAAGCCCAAUUCGAAGCAGAGCAACGUUUUACCUCUGUGGGGCAACGAGAGGACGAUGAAUUUGAAUCCUUUAAUUUUGACAAAUAUACAAAGUUCGCAUUAUUUUAAGGUCAAUCUCUAUGAGCUGAAGACCUACCACGAAGUCGUCGACGAGAUCUACUACAAAGUCAACCACCUGGAACCGUGGGAGAAAGGGUCCAGACGCACCUCAGGCCAAACGGGAAUGUGCGGCGGCGUCAGGGGCGUCGGCGCCGGGGGCAUCGUCUCCACGGCCUAUUGCCUCCUCUACAAACUUUUCACUUUAAAAUUGACCAGAAAACAAGUAAACGGCCUUAUCAAUCAUUGCGACUCUCCGUUCAUUCGUGCGUUAGGAUUCAUGUACAUCAGAUAUACACUUCCGCCCAAAGACUUGCUGGAAUGGUACGAAUCUUACCUAGAAGAUGAAGAGGAACUUGAUGUAAAAGCAGGUGGUGGACAGGUGAUGACCAUCGGGACGAUGCUGAGGCAGUGGUUGGUCAAGCUCGAGUGGUUUUCGACGCUGUUUCCCAGAAUACCGGUACCCAUACAGCAGAAGAUACAGAAACACUUGGAGGAAAGAUUUCCCCCGCAUGCGAUGCAGGCAGCAGCAGCGGCGGUUAACGACCGUUCCAGGAACGUGGAAAGAGAGAGAAAGGACUGGCCACGAGAGAGAGAGCGCCACAACGUUAGGGAGGAUCUUAGGAGGGAUUUCCUGCGGGAUAACGACCGUGAAAGGAGGAACGACAGGGAUAGAAGAGAGCGAGGAGAUAGAUACAGGGAGGAGGGAUCUAGAUACGAUAAGAAAUUCACGGAACGAAGUAGAGAACGAGAAAGGGAUAGAGAUAGAUAUAGAGAACGAGAGAGAAGUCCAAACAAAGGAAGGAGUCCGUAUCGAGAAAGAAAGGGCCAGUCUAGUAUUGAUAGAGAACAUAGUAAAUAUAGGAAGGGACAUUAUCACAGAUGAAGUAAUGCCACUUGUAAUUUUUCACUUUGAUGUUAGUUUGACACAUAAGUUCAAUUUACAGAAUUUAUUUUUGUUUUGUGUUUAUAAUAAAGUUCUUUUUCGUAACAAA
Molecule: messenger RNA, 1269 nt
Organism: Zophobas morio
Lineage: Eukaryota; Metazoa; Arthropoda; Insecta; Coleoptera; Tenebrionidae
Product: pre-mRNA-splicing factor 38B-like
Exons: 5
Coding region: 138-1160 (340 amino acids)
Cellular component (GO): precatalytic spliceosome
Source: RefSeq, a predicted model, not a curated record